Molecule: messenger RNA, 306 nt
Organism: Microthlaspi erraticum
Lineage: Eukaryota; Viridiplantae; Streptophyta; Magnoliopsida; Brassicales; Brassicaceae
Source: the annotation of a GenBank genome assembly
AUGGCGGGUAGAUUCUCUUACGCAGAGAAAGGAAAAGCUAUUGCCACGUCACAAGAGAACCUUGGGAGGAAAAGAAUCCGAGCAUCGGAAAUGGAUACAGCAGAUCUCAUACAAGAAAACUCUCUUACGCUCAUCGGAAGAAUCACCAAUCCUAGAGAACAGAGAAUCCGCUCCCUCAUCCCGUAUUUCACCAACCGCUGGGAGGUGAAAGGAGGUUUAGAAGGCUCAGAUCUGGGAAACAAUUGCUUCCAGUUCAGGUUUACCCUGGAGGAAGAUCUGAAAAGAAUCCUAGCGAACAGACCCUAA